This is a messenger RNA of Trypanosoma grayi, 1251 nucleotides long. RefSeq names its product putative mannosyltransferase-like protein. Bases 1 to 1251 code for a protein of 416 amino acids. Lineage: Eukaryota; Euglenozoa; Kinetoplastea; Trypanosomatida; Trypanosomatidae. The record is from RefSeq and is a predicted model, not a curated record. The transcript has a single exon. Gene Ontology annotation, molecular function: glycosyltransferase activity.
AUGCGUGAGGCGGUGGGGUACCUGCGUCCACUCACCGAGCGCUACGCGGUGGCGCUGCUCAGCAGUGCCAAGAGCGGCUUCUGCAGCGACGCGAAGGGGGCGGAGCUGGCGGUGCUGCAGCUCACCGAUGAGUCGCAGGUGGAGGUGCUCUUCAAGUCUGCGCGCGCCACGUCGGUGUGGCGGGAGGCGUAUACGAAACGACGCAAGGUUGUAUUCAUGCACACGCGCGGCAACAAGUACGAGAAGAUCCAUCGGGAUUUAAGGCACAAGGCCGACUACUUCAUCGGCAGGAGCCUUAGCGAGUCGUCGCGCGUGCCGGAGAACUGGAUCGAUGGCAUGCGCCGCUACGCCGACGAGGUGUGGGCCACCGGCGACUUCUUCAAGAGCGUCUACCGCAGCGCUGGCGUUGAGGCGAGCAAGAUCCACGUCGUGCCGGAGGCCCUCAAUGUACACUUGUACAACCCGCGGUUGUGCACUCAGGAGCUGCCGUCCACGCUGCUCGCCCACGCCUACACGAAUAUGCCGCAGGCCACGCCGGGCGAGGCGCGGCGGCGCUUCCGCUUCCUCGCCGUCAUGAAGUGGGAGUGGCGCAAGGGCUGGGAUGUGCUGCUCGAGGCCUACUGGCGGGCCUUUGGGCCGUCGUCGCCGCUGCACAACGAGGUCUCGCUCUACAUGAAGGUGAAGUGGCUGCCCAAGUACGCCGACGGCAUUAACGACGAGAACAUCGGCAGCUACUUGGCCAAGUGGGCCGCGCGGCUGCCGGGCUUCACAUCGAUGCAGGAUUUCCCGCACCUCGUCGUGAUGAGUGGCGGUAAGUACGUGAGCGAGGAGGAGCUGCGGCGCAUGUACUGCAGCGCCGACGCCUUUGUGCUGCCGACGCGUGGCGAGGGCUGGGGCCUGCCGGCGACGGAGGCGAUGGCGAUGGGCGUGCCGGUGCUCACGACGAAUUGGGGCGGCACCACCGCCUUCAUGGAGCCCAACGCGACGUUCGCCAUCCCCGUCGAUGGCCUUGAGGAGGUGCCGCGGGGGAUGCAUUACGCCGCGUGGCCCGGCAACAAGUGGGCGAUGCCGAGCGUUAAUGGCACCGCGGAGCUGAUGCGAUACGUCGUCCAGCACCGCGAACACGCGCGCGCCGUUGGGCAGCGCGGCCGGCAGCUCAUUGAGGAGAAGUUUAGCGAGGAGGCCGUCGCGGACGUCAUUGACAAGCGCUUAGGGGAAAUUACUAAAAAUAUGAACCACCGAUUCUGGUGA